AAAGACAUCGUCAUUAAAAAUGAACAACCCCAUCGCUCUCUUGUGGUCAAAAAUAAAGGCACAUGAGAAAAUUCACGUAGCCUGGUGCGUCAUAGGCAUCGUCGGAUGCCUUAUGCUCUAUGGCGUUCUCCAGGAGCGUAUUAUGACGAUGCCCUUUGGCGAGGGGACGUCCGCCGAGGUCUUCAAAUAUUCAUUGUUUCUGGUGCUAUGCAACCGUCUGACGACCUGUGCCGUCGCUAUUGUCAUGCUAGUGCAUGACGGCAAAUAUCAGGAGAUUAAGCCGGUGGCGCCCAUCUGGACGUACUUCGCCGUCUCGCUCUCAAAUGUGAUCGCCACCACUUGCCAGUAUGAGGCGCUGAAGUACGUCUCUUUCCCGGUUCAAACUCUUGGAAAGUGCGCAAAGAUGCUGCCCGUGAUGGUCUGGGGAAUUGUUAUGCUGCGGAAGAAGUACAAGCUCGGCGAUUGGGGUCUCGCGUUGGUCAUCACGUCGGGUUGCACGGUCUUCCUGCUGACCGGGGACGUGAAAUCGAAGGUCUCAGAGAGCCUGUGGCACUCCAGCGUGUACGGCAUUGCGCUUAUGCUGGGCUACCUGGGCUUCGACGGAUUUACGUCAACGUUCCAGGACAAGCUCUUCAAGGGCUACAACAUGACGACUUACAAUCAGAUGCUUUACACCACCCUGUGCUCCUCGAUCUUGAGCGCAAUGGGCCUGUUCUCCUCGGGGCAGCUGCCAAAGGCGAUUACUUUCGUGAGCCACCACCCUGAUGCUCUCACGUCCAUGAUCACCCUUUCAUUGGCGGCCACCAUUGGCGCGCUGUUUAUUUCGUACACGAUCAAAACCUUUGGCGCGCUAGUGUUUGCGACAAUUAUGACCACGCGGCAGUUCCUAUCCAUCCUGCUGUCCUGCGUGCUGUUUGCGCACCCACUGAGCCUCGGCCAAUGGGUUGGUUCUACGAUGGUCUUCGGCGCUCUGUACUAUCAGGGUUUUGCCAAAAAGGACAAGCACGGGCACAAGGAUUCAGCCAAAGACGGCCUGCCGCCAAAGGCAGAUCCGCUGAAGGACACGGAAUCGGGCUUGGUAGAUGACGCCAACGCACCCCUGCUGUCGAAGGCGGAGGCUAAAUAGCUCGCACCGCAGAUACAUAUGCGGCAGCAGCGAUUGCGGCAGGCAGGGUUGGCUCACUAAGGGGUCCGUGCGGCUGGGAUCAGUGCGUGUACGCCUGUCCGUGUACGCCUUGUCUGCAUGCUUGGAGGCUUGCUACAAAACGGGCUCGUCACCGGAAUGGGCUGGGAUGCUAUGUGCCCAGCGGUCCUGGCAGUCACUGCUAGCGCCGCAACCGACGAGUUUGCAGAGGGACGAGGGCAUGCCCAUGUCUGGUUUCCCCAGACACCAGCGGCAGUGCACAAGAUCAAGGCGCCACAGCGCCGGUUGUUUGCAUUCUGAGAUGCAGAAAGCAGAUGAACCUGUUCAAAUUUCUGAGUGCAUCUAUUCCUUUUUGGCUGUCCUGACAUUUGACUGAUACGUGACUUGGGCGCGCGUGUCCCGGGUAAUCUUACGUUCGGGUGAGUAUUCACGUUGGUAAAAUAGUUAAUAGUGUGAAACAAUGCAGAUUCGCUUUUGUGGCUGUUUGACUAUAAAACUUAUUCGGACUUGGCGCUACAAGGAUAGGGGCAUAUAUGUUGAUAAGGCUGGGAAACGCCUGGCCACAUCAGCGGGGGUAAAACAGGUUACAGUCCCCGUUGCCCAGGCCGGAUGCCUUUAACGGCGGCCAUGGCGGCGAGGAUUUUACGAGCUUUUCGUGCUCGCCGUAGGAUGCUCUGUAGCCGCAUACGAACUGAUGGCAUCUCCAGCAAUUCCUGCCGUGAACCGGAGUCCUGAGCCUGUACGGAAGCAGCCAGGUGAUGGAAGGUCCCAGGGAAAUGCCCACUAGCUUUGACACUGACAACGGCGUAUACGCGGCAUGACAUACACUUGCCUUUUUUGUACGUUCGUUAUGUGUCUCAGCAAUCAAGGCGAAGCAUAAUCGUGGCAAUGUAUGUUGCCUUCCCAUUUGCAUACUCCUAAUGUAACAGGCAUCUGCUAUC
Molecule: messenger RNA, 2085 nt
Organism: Volvox carteri f. nagariensis
Lineage: Eukaryota; Viridiplantae; Chlorophyta; Chlorophyceae; Chlamydomonadales; Volvocaceae
Exons: 5
Coding region: 20-1126 (368 amino acids)
Biological process (GO): transmembrane transport
Cellular component (GO): Golgi membrane; endoplasmic reticulum membrane
Molecular function (GO): 3'-phosphoadenosine 5'-phosphosulfate transmembrane transporter activity
Source: RefSeq, a predicted model, not a curated record